Cooperia oncophora is the source of this 615-nucleotide messenger RNA. The record is from the annotation of a GenBank genome assembly. Lineage: Eukaryota; Metazoa; Nematoda; Chromadorea; Rhabditida; Trichostrongylidae.
CAUACCAAUGGCAAGCACACUCCAAGUUUCACUCAUGCAAGAGAACAAGCUAAAGGAUAUUUCGAUUCCAAGAAGUUCCCUGAGGCUAUCGAGAUCUACAGUCGAGCUCUUAGUCUGUCACCCGGUAACUAUGAUCGAAGUAUACUUUUGGCAAAUCGUGGCAUGGGUUAUCUUUGUCUUUUCAAAAAACGUUUCCCCAAUGAUCGGUCUAUAGUUCGACUUUCUGAUCAGAUAAGUGUCGCAAUGGACUCAGCUCAUGCUCAUCAGUCGCAUGUUAUGUGCGACGACAGCAAUUUUUUGUUGAUUAUAGUGGAGAGGUUUUGUGGGCAGACGAAUACACACACCGAUAUCAAAGAGGCUAACUUCUUCGGAUCAAGAAAUCAAUAUGUUGUUGCCGGAUCUGACUGCGGGUCUUUACUGUUAUGGGAGCGUAGCUCCGGUGUACUUGUUGCUGCAUGGAAUGCUGAUCAAUCGAUUCUGAAUAUCGUACAACCCCAUCCCACCCAAUUCAUGCUAGCCACGUCUGGCAUCGAGGAAGUGAUCCGAUUAUGGCAACCCAUGGAGGAGGGCAAAGAGGUAAGCCAGAUUGGUUCUCUUUUUUGUCUAAUCCUUUAA